AUGCCUGGAAAAGAAUUAACUGCCUGGCUAGACGAAUAUUCAUUAUCACAUCAAAAUCCAAUCAAUAUUCUCAUACAUAAGAUAUGUGUGCCAACAAUAACAUUCACACUUUUCGCGAUGCUUUGGUGUUUGCCGAUUGUACCAAAACAUAUUCGUAAUACAAUUUCCAUUGGUCAAGUUGGACUCGUCAAUCCCUCCCUUAUACUCGCACCGAUCUUGGCUUUCUAUUGGAAUCUUUCGCCUCCAUUGGCAAUUGCCAUGACGAUCAUCUUCUUUUUCGUGAUUACAUCGUUGGUCGUGAUGGAAAAGACUCAUGUUCGAAUUUUUCGUUUGGCAUUGAUUAUUUUCAUUCUCGCUUGGAUCGGACAAUUCGUUGGUCACGAAAUUGAAGGCAAGAAACCAGCAUUCUUCAAAGAUCUGCAAUUCCUUCUUAUCGGCCCUCUUUGGACAUUGGUUCACGCUUUCAAAUAUUUCGGCAUUGACUAUUGA
Messenger RNA from Adineta ricciae, 489 nucleotides. NCBI's taxonomy places the organism in Eukaryota, Metazoa, Rotifera, Eurotatoria, Adinetida, Adinetidae. The record is from the annotation of a GenBank genome assembly.